Messenger RNA from Anopheles coustani, 2052 nucleotides. RefSeq lists its product as uncharacterized. Gene Ontology annotation, molecular function: RNA polymerase II cis-regulatory region sequence-specific DNA binding; DNA-binding transcription repressor activity, RNA polymerase II-specific. The record is from RefSeq and is a predicted model, not a curated record. The transcript is spliced from 3 exons. The coding region runs from base 1 to 2052 and encodes 683 amino acids. Gene Ontology annotation, biological process: negative regulation of transcription by RNA polymerase II; neuron differentiation; regulation of cell cycle process. NCBI's taxonomy places the organism in Eukaryota, Metazoa, Arthropoda, Insecta, Diptera, Culicidae. Gene Ontology annotation, cellular component: nucleus; transcription repressor complex.
AUGAACAGUUUGAGUGUGGCUUCCGACAGCCAGGGAGUGCAUCUAUCGGCGUACAGUGGCAGUGUAGCGUCAACCCAGCAACAACAGUCCGAUUUGCUGGUCAGUUCUCCGACAAGCUACUUCCAGCAGCUCUUCUAUCCCACCGUCUCCGAGCCGAGUUCGAACUCACGGGGCAUCCUCUCGAGAGAGUUCCAAAGCCCACUGGACCUAUCGUUGCGUCCAACCAAUGUCCCGAUGACACCGCCUUCAACACCGUCGCCUCCGAGAAAACGGCUUAAGUCUUCCGAAGAUGCUGGAUGUCCCCCUGCGGUUGAAGAGUGGCGUGCAAAGUUGACCGGUCACGCCAAGAAUCAGUUCUCCGAUACCGUGUGCAUCGACGACAAGCGCUACUACGCCAAUACGACCCUCAGUGAGCGUGGAUCUGAGGGUUCGGCCAGCUUUCAGUACUUUGACGAUAGUGCCCGUUCCGUGCCGUUCCGGUAUCAUCCGGUAGUGUCCGAGCAGGAUAAGCGUGAUGAGGGAGCACCCUACGCUGUCGAAGAGUUGGAUGCACGCACGGAAGAUGCGAAAGCGGAUGAAUUCAUCGACAUUACCGGUGGUCCCGACGAGGGCGGAGUUUGCGACCCCGUUGAUGACGGGGUCGAGCGGGUCGGUGAUUCUCCGCCAGAACUCCAAGAGUUUGAUAAAUCGGACUGCUCGAACAUCGAUGUAGAGUCGCUGGAUAGCGAGGAGGAUGACGAUGAUCGCGACGACGAUAGCAAAGAGUCGAUCAACAUAGUCGACAGUGAGGAGAAGGAGCCUGAAGGUGCGGUUCUAAGUGAUGGCCAACGGUGCUUUGAGGAUGAACGGCUUCACCUGCAGGCGAUCGAAGGUUUCGCCCGGCUGUUUGAGCGCAGUUUCGCCGACAUUGAUCACACACCGACCGCUUCGAAGCGAUCGGGUUUAAGUCCCCGGGGCUCCAAGCCAAGCGAACGUCGGCGGAACAAAACACGCAAGCAAGCUGCACUCGAUGAGGACAACACCAGUCCGGUCUCGGGCACCAUCAUCCGCAAGCUGCAGGAUGGCGAAGAGCUGGUAGUUCGUAAGGGUGACAUCGAUCCGGCGUUCAACGUGGUGGAAAUUACGGACGAAGCGAAGGCAAUUCUGGCGAAGAUCGAGAACAAGAUCGGCUCGUACCUGUGUCAGCUCUGUCGGGCGCUGUAUGACGACGCGUUCGGGCUUGCACAGCAUCGCUGUUCGCGAAUCGUACACAUCGAGUACCGGUGUUCGGAGUGUGAUAAGGUGUUCAACUGUCCUGCCAAUCUGGCCUCACAUAAGCGCUGGCAUAAACCACGCGGUUCUCACGGGGAUGGGGCGCGUAAGUCUGGCACGGGUGCUACUAAGGCUGGGAACCCGACAGUAACACCUCAUCGUAACUCCAAAGACGACGAACCGAUCGAAAUCAUCGACAACUCGAACGACAAUCAUCCGGCUCAGACAGUCUUACCAGCGCUCCCGGCGCAUCCCUCCGACGAAGAAACGUUCCCCUGUCGACAGUGUGGGAAAACCUUCCGAAGGCAAAGUUACCUUAAAAAGCACGCAGCUUCUCACCAGAUGGAACCUUCGAUGCUGCGUGCAGGAUCCGUGGCACCCGGGCCAUCCGCCUUCGGGACAUCUCCCUCCCAUUCCGGCCCCACCGCAUCCUCCGUCCACGGGCACUCCCAUCACCUGCUAACGGCUCCACCGGCCGCUGGAGGUUGCUUUGCGGCGGCAUUUGACAAACUGACACGCCCUCUGGCGACGGGCCCGCCGUCGGCGUCGGCCUUGUUUCCGUUUGCCGCCUGCUACGGUGGGAUGGCAUCGUUGGCCGCCGGUGUUGGGAGUACCACCGGGUUGGGCGCACCAGCCGGGUUGCAAUACAGCGAGCUGGAAAAGCGCCGCUGGCAGUCACUCGGCGAGCUUUACCUACAGCAAAGGGAACGCCUGUCCGCUUUUCAGUAUGUGCGGCAGCAUCAGUAUGAGGAUUACUUGAAAUGUUUUCAACCGUUUCAGUUCGCCCGCGACAAAACCUGA